Messenger RNA from Poecilia reticulata (guppy), 891 nucleotides. Lineage: Eukaryota; Metazoa; Chordata; Actinopteri; Cyprinodontiformes; Poeciliidae. The record is from RefSeq and is a predicted model, not a curated record.
CCACUUAAUUUAUCUCUUUCGAUGAGAAAAAAACUCGGAAAAGAUUUUCUGUUUAUUCUGGAAAUUGUCAGAGACGAAAAGGAUAUUUUGCAUUGAAGUAAAGUCACAAAUCUGACAGAAUGGAUUCGUUUUACAAUAACGCUUCAAACUUUAUUGGAAGUGGAUUAGGAUUUUAUUCUGAUCAUCCACGCCUAAGCAUCAGUCCUGAGGUGAGUUUACGAGUUGGACAAAACAUCGAUGGAUGCAGGAAUCUUCCAUCUCCAUUUCAAGACAUGCAGCAGGAAAGCGGCCCUAAAUCAGGAAGGAUAAGGAUAAUGGAGGCAAUUAGAAAGAUGUACCCUGAAAUGCUGGAAAGUCAAGCUGCCACGGCAAAAAAAGUAGAUUCGACUUCUAACAAAGAAGUCAAAUCGACAUCUUUGUUAGAAGUGGAUUCUAACAGAUCUAGCAAAGAGUUUGAAUCUACUUCAAUUUCUUUGUUAGAAAUCGAAAGUCCUGACCUGUCAGCAGCAGAGGGAACAUCUCAGAAAGGUCUAAAUAGUUGCCUCUCACAGAAUGAGAUAAUAGAGGACAUAGCUGUAGAUGGAUCCAACCAAACAGUCGGAGUCAAUGCUGCCACAGAAGAAAACAAACGUGUUUCUCCGGCUCUGGAAAAGUUCUGUGCCAGAGGGAAGAGGAACUCCGACGACACUUUUAUUACACCUGACUGUCCUCUGCAAGACUUUUCUUUUUUCGUCUGACAUACUGCAGCUCCGGUAUAACGUUGAGUUACAGUAUGCUCUAAACCCCACCUCAGCGGAAGAGUUUUUUGAGGAUCCUUAUAAUAUUCACAUUUUCCUCUACUGAGAUGUAGAUGGCAUUUAAAAAAAAAUCAUAAACUUCUUGUCUCUCUUA